Macroventuria anomochaeta is the source of this 678-nucleotide messenger RNA. RefSeq lists its product as uncharacterized. The record is from RefSeq and is a predicted model, not a curated record. Lineage: Eukaryota; Fungi; Ascomycota; Dothideomycetes; Pleosporales; Didymellaceae. Bases 102 to 608 code for a protein of 168 amino acids. The transcript has a single exon.
CGUCUGAUAGAUUUCAUAGCGUGCGUCGCUUCUAAUACAACUGUACAUGGCUUCAUCUUGACGCUCUUCUGAACGCACAUGGAGUUGAUGUGAAUGUCGAAAUGAGUGUCCAACAAGAUCAUCUCUCCAUGUCCAUGACACAAAACAAAGUUUGGGUAACACAUCUCCGCAUCACGCUCUGUUCAUCCCGAUUCCCUCCUUUCCUCUCCUCUCGACCCUCUCAAUAUCUGAACAUGACGAUCCCCGCCCUCUCAGGAUCCACCUUCCCCAUCCCCGCCACAUUCCCACACUUCUCCGUCGCCAACGCCCCGUUAACAACCAGACUCACGCUCCGCGCCAACACACCCUCAUACUUCUCCCUCACCGCCGGACUCACACGCGGUAAACUAACAACUGUGUCAAGGUACUCGCAGAUCUGCUCGUGCUGUACCUCCGCCUGGUACCCACUCGUCGCAUCUCGCAUCUGCGAGAGUGUCCACGGACUCCAGGCCACUAUCGGCGCAUGCGAGGUCACGGGGACGACGAGCGCGGGACAGCCGGAUAAAAGGUGGAAGAUGAUAGUGCCGCACCCGGGGCGCCGCGAGGUGGACCACAUGUUUGCUCUGUAGGGGGAGAUGGCUAUGAAGAGGAUGAGGAGGCGGUUUGUGCCGAUGUCGAUUGUCGGGUUGGGAUCGCAUA